CGAAACUUGCUAUGCUAUAUUUUACAAGGUGUCAUUAACGUCAAUUUUGACAGUCUUGUGACAUUUGGUUUGACAGACGUCAUUAAACGUCAACAAGAAAAGUUCUUCUAUUUUUUGCCCAGUUGAAAACUGCAGGCAUCAAAAUGGGCAGACGACCCGCGAGAUGUUAUCGCUACUGUAAAAACAAGCCUUACCCCAAAUCCCGUUUCUGUCGGGGUGUCCCAGACCCAAAGAUUCGUAUUUUCGAUUUGGGUAAGAAAAAGGCUGCCGUAGACGACUUCCCCUUGUGCGUCCACUUGGUAUCGGACGAAUAUGAACAACUUAGCUCUGAAGCAUUGGAAGCAGGUCGUAUCUGUUGUAACAAAUACCUUGUCAAGAACUGCGGUAAAGAUCAAUUCCACAUCCGUAUGAGACUUCAUCCUUUCCAUGUCAUCAGAAUCAAUAAGAUGUUAUCAUGUGCCGGAGCUGAUAGGCUCCAAACUGGAAUGAGAGGUGCCUUUGGUAAACCCCAAGGUGUAGUGGCUCGUGUCCGCAUCGGACAGCCAAUCAUGAGUGUCAGGUCCACUGACCGUUUCAAGGCUCAAGUAAUUGAAGCUUUGAGGCGUGCCAAGUUCAAGUUCCCUGGCCGUCAGAAGAUCUAUGUGUCCAAGAAGUUUGGUUUCACCAAAUAUGAGAGGGACCAGUAUGAACAGCUGAAGAAUGAAGGCAGGUUGGCGCAAGACGGUUGCAACGUCAAGUACAGGCCUGAGCAUGGACCUUUGGCUGCCUGGAAGAAAGUACAGGACGAGAUUUAUGCUUAAUGUGUAAUCUUGACUCAAUAAAGUGAUUUUUUAUUUAAGUUAA
Anthonomus grandis grandis is the source of this 843-nucleotide messenger RNA. It is a transcript of the gene RpL10, whose product is annotated as 60S ribosomal protein L10. Gene Ontology annotation, molecular function: structural constituent of ribosome. The record is from RefSeq and is a predicted model, not a curated record. The transcript is spliced from 4 exons. The coding region runs from base 144 to 800 and encodes 218 amino acids. Lineage: Eukaryota; Metazoa; Arthropoda; Insecta; Coleoptera; Curculionidae. Gene Ontology annotation, biological process: ribosomal large subunit assembly; translation. Gene Ontology annotation, cellular component: ribosome; cytosolic large ribosomal subunit.